Molecule: messenger RNA, 4275 nt
Organism: Orcinus orca (killer whale)
Lineage: Eukaryota; Metazoa; Chordata; Mammalia; Artiodactyla; Delphinidae
Product: HMG domain-containing protein 4-like
Source: RefSeq, a predicted model, not a curated record
AGGACAUUAUAUGCAAAAAACCCCAGAAUACACAUUCUUUUCAAGCAUGUGUAUUUCAGAAUACACAUGAAACAUUCCUUAGGAUACACCACAUACGAGGACACAGAACAAGCCUCAACAAAUUUAAGAGGAUAGAAAUUAUUUCAAGGUCUGCGCUCUGGGCUCGACUGAGGCUCCCUGGCCGCUUGCGCUUUUUGCUCCUUCUCCAAGAUGUUGGCAGUCAGCGCACUGAGGCAGGAUCUGGGCGAGCCUCGUGAAGAUUGCUUUGAUGGUGAUCACAGCUUUGAGGACAUAGGGCUAGCUGCUGGCCAAAGCCAAGAAGAAAAGAAACGUUCUUACAAAGAUUUUUUAAGGGAAGAGGAAGAAAUCACUGUUCAGGUAAGGAAUUCUUCCAAGAAGAGGUUAAAGGACAGUGAACUUUACUUCUUGGGGAUGGACAAGCACAAGAAGAGGAAGCACUCCUCUGAUGAUUACUACUAUGGAGAUAUUUUGUCUUUGGAAUUGUCACAGAAGAAAAAGUCCCGCCCACAAUCUGCUGACACAACUAUGGACCUGUUGAAAGGGAUCACUUCCCCUCUGGCAAAAGGCACCAAGCCCCCCCAAAAGACAGGAGAAAAGUCCUCCAGUUCUUCAAGCCAUUCAGAGAGUAAAAAGGAACACCACAGGAAGAAAGUCAGCAGAAGCAGUGGGGAGCUGUCCCUGGAGGAUGGUGGUUCCCACAAAUCCAAAAAAAUGAAACUGCUCUAUGUGAACACUGAGACACAGACCCUUUGGGAGCCUGAUGGGUUAAAGAUGAAACUUAUUCUCUCACCAAAGGAGAAGGGAAGCAGCUCAGUUGAUAAGGAGUCUUUUCAGUACCCCUCUCAACAAGCAAUUGUGAAAAAAUCCUCUAAGACGUCAGCUUGAGAUGAGCAAGGUGCUUUACUCCUAGGACACGAAUUACGGAGCUUUCUGAAAACAGCCUGGAGGAAGUACAAGUCAUUCUCAGAUUCACAUUCGUCUCCUGGCCCUGAAGGCUAUGGGUCUGAUGCCUCCCAGUUCCCAGAAUCCCACAGUGCUAACCUUGAUCUUUCAGGGCUUGAACCUAUUCUAGUAGAAUCAGGCUCCUCCUCUGGCGGGGAGCUGGAGGCUGGGGAGUUAGUGAUUGAUGAUUCUUACUGGGAAAUCAAGAAGAAAAAGAAGUCGAAGAAGAGCAAAAAGAAGGACAAGGAGGGCUUCCCUGGUGGCGCAGUGGUUGAGAGUCCACCUGUUGAUGCAGGGGACACGGGUUCCUGUCCCGGUCCGGGAAGAUCCCACAUGCCGUGGAGCAGCUGGGCCCGUGAGCCAGGGCUGCUGAGCCUGCGCUCCGCAACGGGAGAGGCCACAACAGUGAGAGGGGCCCGCAUACCGCAAAAAAAAAAAAAAAAAAAAAAAAAGAAGGACAAGGAGAAGCAUAAAGAGAAGCGACACUCCAAGUCCAAGAGAAGGUUGGGACUUCCUGCUGCACCAGCGGGAGAGGUCCCAGCGCCGCCCGGCCCUCCGCCCAGCAUCCCGUACACUGGAGCAGCCGCCCCUCCCCCACCGUUUCCUGGCCUCCACACGGAUAGGCACAGUGAGAAAAAAAAGAGAGAAGGACAAAGAGAGAGAGAAGAAAAGCCAAAAAAGAACAUGUCGGCCUACCAGGUGUUCUUUAAGGAGUAUCGUGUAACCUUUGACCAUCUAGGCAUAGAUUUUGGGAAACUCCCAAAAAAACUGGCUGAGGUGUGGAAGCAACUGCCAGAAAAGGACAAACUGAUUUGGAAGCAAAACCCUCAGCAUCUGCAACACAAACAGAACAAAGCAGAAGCUACAACUGUGAAAAGAAAAGCAUCCAGCUCAGAAGGUUCCAUGAAAGUGAAAGCUUCCUCUGCAGGAGUACUGUCGCCGAAGAAAUCCGCACCCACCAACAUGCUAUUAUUACCCGCCUCGCCAGACAAAGCCCCCGGGACAGAGCCUGUCGACGUGGCCGCUCAUCUCCAGCUGUUGGGAGAGUCCCUGAGCCUCACUGGACACCACCUGCAGGAAACCCAGGGCAUGGUGGCUGUGUCUGGCAAUCUGUCAGUGCUUCUGGAUUCCAUCAUCUGUGUGCUUGGCCCCUUAGCGUGUGUGACCACACGACUACCUGAGUUGAAUGGCUGUCCCAAACAGGUCUUGUCAAACACGCUGGACCACAUUGCUUACAUCAUGCCUGGACCGUGACAGCAGACUCCUGGGACAGAAACCUUAUCUUGCCUGUUGCUGGCUUGUGUAUAUGUGACUGUUGCAGAUCCCUUCACUGGCCUCUGGGUGUAGAUUUUAAAUUUUUAUAUAUAUGCAUAAUGUGUAUAUAUAUAUAUAUAUGUAUAAUGUAUAAUAUAUACAUAGGACUGUAACUACUUUGCUUUUAAUAAUUUUAUGAAAUGGCAAAGGUCUAGCCAAGAGGAAACCUUGGUAUGAAUAUGGGCUUGGGAUUAUUUCUUCUCCUGUGGUGGAUGAAUCUGCCUUAAAAACCAAUGUAACUUGGGGGCUGGAGGCUUGUUCUGGAUGUCAAGUGCAUCGCUUUAAGGUCAGCCAAAAUGUGAUUUUUUUCCAAACUCAAUUGUACCUCCAGACCCAUCACUGACCAUUUGCCUUACCUGUCUUACAGUCUGAAAUGCAAUGGGAAAGAUUAUGGGAAGACGUUAGUUAACUGAAAGUACAAAGCUUUACAACUUGAAGUGACCUAGGUGGGAGAUGAUAACAUCAUUCCCAUCUGAAAGUUGUUGCGAUGGCUUAAGUGAACUUAGUAGGGGGCUUCAUCCCAAUUCCUGCUCUACCAGCGUCCAUGUCUCAAAACUUAUUGUAAUCAUUGGUACCAUUGGCAGCCUCAGUCAGAGCCAAGGAGAUUUGUGAGCCCUGGAGAGGGUAAGGCCGUUAAUGCCACCAGCUGAAUGGACUAUAUUGUGAGCUGACCCACAGCAUUUGGUCUGCAGAGCUAAGAGCUGUUAUCUUCCAUUGGCAGCGUCAGCUUAGCUCACAGUUCUGCUGCUUAGUUGCUUGGUGGGUGUGGAAGGUGAGCUUUGCCCAGCCUGAUUCCUGGGUUCAUCUCAUUGGCUCCCCUGUUGGGCAGAUACACAGUGUUCUGCAUUCCACACUUAAGCAAAUUGCGAAAAAAGUACUCUAUUCUCAUGUAGGUUUGUUUAUGUGCAUGUGUGGAUGUGUUUUAAUUAUGUGUAUUUAACUCUUUAAACUCUCUUAGAUUUUAAUUUAUCCUGUAAAUUUCUGUAUAUAUAAUUUAAAAACAAGAGCCUCCACCAGCAACAGCAUGUGGAAGAUACAGAUUUGUCAUUUCUUCCUCCCCUCCUUCCUCUGGUCUCUUCUGCAAACUCCAAAUCAUCUACACGUUCAGGUACUGUGCCUCGGAAAGGAAUCAUAUUGGGAUUCUAGUUCUUUACAACUGAACAGUGUCAAGAAACUAAAUAAAAAGGAAUGUUACCAUUCCCAGCUGCCCUUAUUUCCAAAGAACCAGAUUUUUGCUUCCCAGUUCCAAAGAAAACAGUUGAGGGCUUCAGGGUUGUUUUUAAAUUGGGUUUGAGAGUCCACGUCAAAACCAGACUCUGAGGUGACUGCUUUCUUCCCUUGGCCUGGAUGGAGCACCGCAGUAUCAAAGUAGAUCUUUGAGGAAAGUGCCGCCAUCCUGCAUCCUAUUUAAUUCCUUCCUUUCUUCCCACCAGUGUGGUCACAGGGCUGUUUUUCUUAAAGGUAUUCUGGCUGCUGAAUGCCAUUCUCACCUCACAGCAGUUUUGAGAUUUAACUGGGGAAACAGAAGGAAACAGGAAUGUUUGGGAACCAAAAUCACGAAGAGCAGAAAUCCUGGUUUGAGUUUGUGUGUUAGCACCUGUCCCACGCCUCCUCUGUACCCAUGUCAGUUUCCUGUUUGACAUAGAGUAUCAAGGAAGGGCCUCAGAGACAUGGAUUAGUACAGAAAGAAGUCAAUCCUACCAUUGUCAUUUGUACACAUUAAUAAAGUCCUGAUGAGGACCUGAUUUUUGUUUGUUUUCCUUUAAAAUCCAACCCUAUUGUAUUUGUAUUUAAAAUUUGUACACAUUUGUAUAAUCUGUUCCUUGUGGUAUUUGGUACUGUUAGAGGAAAACCUUUGGAUUCAAACCUUCUUGCAGUUUUUAUAUCAUUGUUUUAUUUUGUCUUUUAAAUAAAUUCUAGCAGUUUGAUCCAAAUCCCAUUACAGUUGUAUAAAGAAAUAAAAUUUUGUACUUACAUUAUUAAAAAUCACAUUUUUAA